Seminavis robusta is the source of this 1950-nucleotide messenger RNA. The record is from the annotation of a GenBank genome assembly. NCBI's taxonomy places the organism in Eukaryota, Bacillariophyta, Bacillariophyceae, Naviculales, Naviculaceae.
AUGCCGUCGGAAAACAGUCAAAUGGUAGAAUCAUGGUCGCCUCCACGCGUGGAAAUCACGGUAGAAAGACUCGAUGGCAUCGUUUGGUCGACACCGGAACGGCCCAAGAAUCGAGAGGAACUCAAAAAGCGUGUCCCUUUUGUGACGGCAACCGUCGAGUUUUCAGGAACAUGCCCUGACAUGAAGGUUUUCUCGGCCAGCACGUAUCCACAUUGCACACAACCAGCCGUGGAAUCCUACUUUGCCUCCUUGGCAAUUGACGAGGACGAACAAGGAGGACAGCGCGGCAACGAAGUUACCAAGAUCACAUCAACCACAACACAAGAUGUUGGAGGGAGGAAAACGACUACUACCACCACCACAAUCACAAAGAUUCAGGCUGGAACUAACAAGCAGGUCACAGAUGGCAAUUAUCCUUUGGUGGCUAAAUGGUACGACGACUCAAGUGAAGAAAAGCUCAUUGACUCUGUUACAUACUUUACCAGCCCCCCGACGUUUGAAGAUGCCGAGAGCAAAGCAGGUUCCUUGCUCACUCAAGGAAGGAAGCGAAAUAGACCCCACUUGACCUUGAACCUACCAUCAGCAGGUGGCCAACAGAGGGCUUCAUUCUUGUCGGCCAUGUUUGCAGAGCCGUGCAAGAAUACUGCCGUGCAAGGCAUGAAAGGCAAACACUACAAGGACAACCUCGUGCCUGCAAAAACACAUUCCACAGCAGCCAGUACUCUUUGUUCGGGUUCUCACAACGGCGAAUCGCCUGUUGGUGAGGGGAAAAUACGGAACAAACUCACCGACGCAGGCAGCCUGCUCGACAAGGAAGACGAUGAAGGCGACGCCGAACUUGAGAAGGCGAUUGGAACCAUGGUCACUCGCAAGGACGAGGCCAUUGUGGAACCCGUAGUCGCAACGAAAAAAUCGAAGGAAAUGGUGGCAUCGGUGAUAGCAGCAGAGCCUUCUAGCGCUGUUGUUGGUCAAACCGACAAAAGCAAAGCAGGUGUAGAUUCUUCGUUCGCGCCUUUGUCUUGGAUGGAUUGCGGAACUGCAGCCCCUGAGAUAAUAGAGCUGCGUGUGCGAGUUAUGCCCGAAGACUACGACGAAUACGAUGAAAUGGACCCCGAGAAGCAACAUCUGGUUGCGGCACAAGAUUUGGAAGGUGUGGCUCACUUGGUCUUUUUAGAUCAGAUUGUGGAGGAAGGAACCACUGUUAUGGAUCUUCCGUUGAAGAUAUCAGACGAGGCCAAAGCUAUGACAAGGAGUGUGUCAACCAUCCCCAUGUUGGGUGACCAGGAAUUCGUCACUUUAGGCGCCAAUGCCAUGCUGCGAGUAAGGGUCUCCAUCCUGCCGCCAGUACGAAAGUUCGUGGCGUCCCCACGUGCCGGUCAACCAAACCUCCAACGAAACCUUUCCUUGAAAACAACCGAGGCUCAACCGCAAAGUUGGCCAUUCUUCUCAAUCCCCUUUUCACUCUCAUUUUCGGCCCUUGAACGAGUUUUCAAUAUGAUCCAAUGCCACAGAGGAGACUCGUCUGGACAAGCGCCACGUUCAGAAGAAGAGACCCCCCAGAAUCGGGUGCCUCCAGGACCCUUCCCUCACGAGUUCCCCGCGGUAGUCCCUGCUGAUGGCAAGGCACAGACUGUAGAAUCAUUCUUGCCUGAAAACGCACUUCGAAAGACAGCACAACGGCCAGCAGAACCUUGGACGUUUUUCAAACCUGUGCCGCCAACGGCUGCAAAAAACAAAGGGAAUUCAAAGAUACCACACACCCAACGACAACAAGGGAAACGUCAGAGGAACAGUGCUCUUCAAGGACAAGACAAACGAUUCUACACACUUAGAAAUCGAGGAAGAAGCUCUUCGUCAACGAGUUCCGACACCAGCACGGUAGACGAGUAUGAAGCUUCUGAGGCUGAUUCUGAAGAGAUAUCACGAAUGUUCAUCCGAUCGCUUCAAUGA